AUGGAGGAAGAAACUGAAGCCACAUUCGCUUUCUUGCACCCCUUUAGUCAUAUACUGUGUCCCUCUCUGUUUGGUAGCCAAUACUUUCUUCACACAAUAUGGGUCUGCACCACUGGACUCUUGAGGGAAGAGAGGAAUCUAACUCCCGAAGAAGCAAUAUAGAAACUAAAAGAGACAGAAGAAAUUCUGAUCAAACAGGAAUUUCUGAAGCAGAAGUUCAAGGAGCUACACGUAGCCAAAAUGUAUGAGACCAAGAGUAAGCAAAUCACCCUGCAGGCUCUAUGGAGAAAGAAAAGGUUAGAACAGAAGCUGGCACAAACUCACGGGACAUUAUCCAUCCUGGAGGUUCAGCCAGUGGCCAUUGAGAAUGCCACCACCAAGGCAGAAGUGCUUUGUACCAUGGAUCUCGCUGCCCAAGGCAUGAAGAAAGUCUGCCAGGAAGUUGACACUGAUAAGGUAGAGGAACUUGUGGCUGACAUCACAGAACAACAGGAGCUGGCCCAGCAGGUAUCAGAUGCCAUUCCUUGCUAGGGUUUUGGAGAUGGUGUGGAUGAGGUGACCAGGGUGAGGAAUCUGGAGGAACUGGAGCAAGAGAAAUUAACUCAGAAGUUGUUAACUAUGGGCAACAAGGAGGAAGAACCCCCGGUCAUAUUGUCUGGUGUACCUUACACACAUCUGCUUGCAGGGCCAGGUACCCAGAACUCUGUGUUAAAGACGUGAGAGGG
Myodes glareolus (Bank vole) is the source of this 725-nucleotide messenger RNA. The record is from RefSeq and is a predicted model, not a curated record. Lineage: Eukaryota; Metazoa; Chordata; Mammalia; Rodentia; Cricetidae.